CACACUUCCCAUUUCUUUCAAGCGAAGUAUUGCCGCAUGACCCUGAAAGAGUAAGUUGGCUGUGUUUUUGGAUAAGGAGCCCUACAAUAAGGGGCGGCGUGAAGGAAGGUCAAGGGCUUCAAGAACCAGGUUGAUUGACACCAAGUCAACGAGCGAUGAGUCUGUGUGGAGUUGUGCUAUUGUGUAUCGUGUGUAUCCAUCAAGGUGUUUCCCUUAUGUGCGAAACAUCAAAACAUUUCCUCUCAGAUGCAAGCUCGUUCACCGUAUCACCGGAUCUCUGUUAUGUUCGCAGUGCGCAGCAGUGAGGAAUACAUCACUGGUUACAGUGGCCAAUCAGUCGUCCUGAAAUCUGGAGCAGACAGAUCAUGGAACCUCAGCAGAGUUCAGUGGUCCAUUUAUCAGAACACCACAUUCAUUGCGGGUCUAAAGGAUGGUGAAGUGAUUAUUUACAAGUUUUGGAGACAUGAGGGUCGACUUGACUUCAGCAAUGAAACGGGAGAUUUAACAAUCCGCAAUGUGACAGUAGAUGACAGCAUGACAUACAACGUGGCUUUGGUCAAAUCAGAUGGCUCGCGGAGCCAAUCUAAAGUUCAUCUCACAGUUCGAGAAAGUCUCAAGACACCAGACAUCCAGACGAAGCUUCAUUCCCUCAUUGACAACAAGUGCUACAUUGCCCUUGAGUGCAUUGCAUCUGGCCAAAAUGUGAAUCUGUCCUGGAUGCCGGAUGACGAGUUCGACGGAUCGUAUAUUUCAGGAACCCCAAACUCUGCUGACUCUUCACUUGUUCUUUUUGCAUCAUUUAGUGGCAACAGAAACGUUACGUUUAACUGCAGUGCGUCCAGUGGUCAACAGACAAUGACCAGGCAAAUGACAGUGGGAUGUUCAGAUGAAAAGCAGAAGUGUGAAGUCUGCACCGCUUGCAGUUCAUGUACUUCCUAUGUGAUGUGGACUAUUGUGCUUACAGCUGCAGCAGUUUUGUGCGUGUCAUAUCUAUGUAGAAAAUAUGAAGCAUCACCAGUCUUGGCUUCUGUGGUUUUCAAGAGAAACAAGACACGGCGUAAGAUGAAGAAAGGUCCUCUUGCAUAAGGCCAUACUUUACGGAAGGGAACAUC
Carassius carassius (crucian carp) is the source of this 1112-nucleotide messenger RNA. RefSeq lists its product as uncharacterized. The transcript is spliced from 5 exons. NCBI's taxonomy places the organism in Eukaryota, Metazoa, Chordata, Actinopteri, Cypriniformes, Cyprinidae. The record is from RefSeq and is a predicted model, not a curated record. The coding region runs from base 247 to 1086 and encodes 279 amino acids.